Lepisosteus oculatus (spotted gar) is the source of this 3911-nucleotide messenger RNA. RefSeq names its product calpain 12 (gene capn12). The record is from RefSeq and is a predicted model, not a curated record. Gene Ontology annotation, cellular component: cytoplasm. Gene Ontology annotation, biological process: proteolysis. Gene Ontology annotation, molecular function: calcium-dependent cysteine-type endopeptidase activity; calcium ion binding. NCBI's taxonomy places the organism in Eukaryota, Metazoa, Chordata, Actinopteri, Semionotiformes, Lepisosteidae.
CACUACACGGCAGAAUGGCCCGUCUCCUGUAAGCGUCGUCAAGAUCUGGUGUACUGAAAUGGUGAAGUUCUCGAUUUUCACCCGCCUGCCUUUUUCCUAAAUUGGUACGAGCUAAAGGAAAAUGUAAAUUUCUGUCAUAAUCGAUUUACAGCUGAUCCGAUUAUGUUGUCUUAACAUUAAGUAUCGCAUCCUGAGAAAGCAGCGUGGUGGUACAUAUUUAACGCGCAGCCGCUACGCAAUUGACAUUUGUUCACUGCACUGUGAGGUACUGUACUCGCUGCGGUUAAAGGAGGAGAACUUGCACCUCGAUAAACUCACACCGAGGUCCCCUUUCGGGCGGAGACCUCCCUGCCCGGCGCUGAUCGUAGCCUCCGCUGACAGGUGGCCGGGGGCGCUAGGCGGGACUCUCCCAGCCGGACUCUCCGAGGCGUGUUUAAAAACCCCAGCGCCUCCAGACAGGAGCCCAGCUCUCCAAGAAGCCGAGUUCCGUCCCGUCCCGUCCCGUCCUGUACCGUACCGUUCCGUACAGUGCCUGCCUAGAUUCUAAGAAAACAACAGCAAACGCCGCCAACAGUCCGGGCCGAGAGAUGUCGAGCGCCGGGCCAGCAGUCGGUUCCCGGAGCAAUCCGGCGAAGUUUAAGAACCAGGAGUUCGCGAGCCUGCGCGCCCAGUGCCUGCGGUCCGGCUCGCUGUUCGAGGACCCGGAGUUCCCGGCUCAGCAGGACUCCCUGGGGCUGCCCUCGGACCCGGACCCGGCCAAAGCCGUCGUGUGGCGUCGACCCAAGGAGAUCAGCAAGGAGCCCAAGUUUAUCGAGGGCACAGCAAGUACCACCGACAUCUGCCAAGGACAGCUGGGUGACUGCUGGCUGCUGGCUGCCCUGUCAUGUCUCACUCUCCACCAGCCGCUGUUCAACAAUGUGGUGCCCGGAGACCAGAGCCUGUCUGAAGAGUACGCUGGCAUCUUCCACUUCAAGUUCUGGCAGUAUGGGCAGUGGGUGGAGGUCGUGGUGGAUGACCGGCUGCCGGUCCAGAGAGGCCGCCUGCUGUUCAGCUACUCCCGCACGCAGAACGAGUUCUGGAGCGCGCUGCUGGAGAAGGCCUACGCCAAGGUCAACGGCUGCUACGCCAGUCUGAAGGGGGGCAACAUCUCGGAGGCCAUGGAGGAUUUCACCGGGGGCAUCGCCCGGUCCUUGCCCGUGAAGUCCCGGACCCCCGCAGUGCUGUGGCGGGCGGUGGGAGAGUCCCUGUCCCGGGGCACACUGCUGUCCUGCUUCAUCCAGGCUGCCAGUGCUGCCGAGGUGGGGAAGGUGACCCCCCAGGGGCUGGUGAAGGGCCACGCCUACUCCAUCACGGACACCAACAAGGUGAAGGAUGGCUCGGCGGAGGUGUGUCUGUUCAGACUCCGCAACCCCUGGGGCUUUGUCGAGUACUGCGGGCCCUGGAGUGACAAGUGCGAGGACUGGGACAGAGUGGACAACGCAGAGAAGCAGAGGAUUAAGCUGAUCCGUGCUGAGGACGGAGAGUUCUGGAUCAAGGCGGAUGACCUCUCGCACCUGUUCACCACAGUGGAGAUGUGCAGUGUCAAUCCGGAUGCCCUAGGGGGCGCUCAGUCCCUCUGGAGGAUCACCGCUCAUGAAGGGGCCUGGGUGCCAGGCUGCUCUGCUGGGGGAAGCCGCAAGUUCAGACGCACCUUCUGUAAGAACCCUCAGUUCCGGCUGAUCCUGUCCCAGCAGGACCGGGAAGAGGUCGCCGAGGGCGAUGAGGAUGAGGAGGAAGAGGCUGCGGAGGACGGCGAUGGCGUGGACGACGAGGGCGGGGAGGUGGAGCAGGCGGGGCAGCCUGCGGGCAGAGGGACACAGGGCAGUGUGGUCCUGGAGCUGCUGCAGAAGCACCGCAGGCAGAAGGACAAGAUCAGCUUCCUCUACAUCGCCUUCCAUGUCUACAGGAUUCCCCCAGAACUGCAGGACGUGCCCGGCAGCCUGGCUGCCGACUUCUUCUCCUCCAACAAGCCGGUGGCGCGGUCCGGCAAGUACCGGCAGCUGCGCGGGGUCAGGAAGAAGGUCAAGCUGGAGCCCGGUCACUACGUCAUCGUGACGUCCAGCUACAAGCCCAACGUCGAGGGCAGCUUCUUCCUGCGCAUCUACGCCAAGACGGGCAAUGAGCUGGGGAACCAGGGUGGCUUUGACUGCUCCUCAGAGUUCGCCACGGUUGUGCAGGCCGAGCCCAUCACCGCAGAGGACCGAGGGACUGUCCGGGGCCUGUUCGAGGAGCUGGCGGGGAGGGAUUACAGGCUGAACGCGGUGGAGCUCAUGAGGCUGGCCAGCUCGGUUUUCCCAGAGAACUUCCAGCUGUCUCUGGAGACGUGCCGCAGCCUGAUCUUCGGAGAGGAUACAGGAGGAAGGGGCACCCUCAGCCUGGGCGAGACCGAGCAGCUGGUGGCGUCACUGCGCAGUCUGCAGGCCAUCUUCUCUCAGUUUGAUGAGGAUUCGUCUGGGACCAUGAGCCCCUUUGAGCUGAGCCUGGCCUUGCAGGCAGCUGGGUUCCAGCUGGACGCCCCAGUGCUGCAGCUGCUGUGGCUCCGUCACGGCACGGCUGACCUCUCGCUGACCUUCGACGGCUUGGUGGCGUGCGUUGGCAAGCUGCGCAAACUCUUCGAUCUCUAUGAAUCAGAAGGCAGUUCGGGGGUGAAGGAACGUGGCAUCAAUGCGUGGCUCCUCAGGUACAUCGGAGUGUGAGGUGUGGACCCAGCCCCCCCUGCCCUCUCCCUCAUCCCGCCGGGAAGCAGCUCGCCCUUGAGGCGCUGGCCUGUGAGACACCUUUCCUGCCUUGUCCAGCUGCCUUUUCCCCUGCUGAUCCCGCCGCGUCCCGAGAUCGAAGAGUCUCCGCAGCGUCAGCGCCACCUCCGGCUGACCCGCUGUCCCGGCCCGUGCUAAGUUGGUUGUGACGCUUCGGAGCCGAUCUCUGGGGCAGCACAAAUUUGGGCAGGGGGGGGCAGUUCCCUCCAUCACCAGGCCGGACAGGACCGUUAGCCGACUGUGAGCGGGACACCCCCAUGUGACGGCGCCACCAGGACUGGGUGUGCUGGUGUCGGCCAGGAACCCGAGCUUCCUGUGGGGCAGGAACUCCUGCCACAGGGCCUGACUCUGGCAGGACUGUGCCACCCCUCCGGUCCCAGAGUCCGCUCCUGUGUGACUCAGCAGGUGCUGUUGUCCCGGGACGCCCAGGCUUCGGGCUCAGCGCAGGGUGGAGGCCAGGCUCCCCAGUAGGAAGCUGGCACGUCUUCAGGCGACUGAGGGUCCUGACCAGCUGUUCCCGAGGUUCUUGACUUGGGGGAGGGGGGGGCGGAGGGUAUUGGACUUUCACGUCUGGCUGAAGUACAGUUAGCAAAUUACUGAAAAGUAACGUUUUUGUUUAAAAAGAUAGCAAUUUCAUAAAAAGCAAGAAGGCAGGUAGGGUGAUCAAAAUCCAGUGCUGUGACUUGGAGAAGAAAACAGGAUUUCAAUCCAGGAUGCCUGAAAUAUGUGGGCUCUCUUAGUUGUUGUUUUUUUUUUGGGGGGGGGGGCGGCAUUAAAAAACGUUUAUUUUGUCCUCAAUUUUCAAGAGCUUUAUAGUGCUGUAUCAAGCUCCUGAGCACAAGUUUUUCUUGUGUUCCCUAAUCUCAGUGUAGUACAAUAGUUAAACUCUUAUUCUGUUAGCCAGGCACUACAGCCCUGCUGUCUGAUCUUCUGUACUUGAAGAGAAGGAGUAGAGGGGUGCAGGUUUCUGAGUUUUGUACAAUCAUAAUGGACUAGAAUCACAGUUAGAGCUGAGGUUCAACAUUUUCUUUCCUCUUUUAAUUACUAUUUGUUAGUAAGAGUGUUUGAAUAUUGGAAUGAGCCAGUAACCUGUGAAUUAAACAUGUGGAACUCCCA